This is a messenger RNA of Cyprinodon variegatus (sheepshead minnow), 2156 nucleotides long. RefSeq names its product SH3-domain kinase binding protein 1 (gene sh3kbp1). Bases 275 to 2089 code for a protein of 604 amino acids. The record is from RefSeq and is a predicted model, not a curated record. The transcript has 19 exons. NCBI's taxonomy places the organism in Eukaryota, Metazoa, Chordata, Actinopteri, Cyprinodontiformes, Cyprinodontidae. Gene Ontology annotation, molecular function: protein binding.
GGAGAGAAAGGGGUUUGCUCAUCAGCGCUUUUUCCGUUUUCUGGCCGCUCGUUGUUCCUCCUCCUCCUCUUCCGUGUCAUUGGCUUGAAAAAAAGAAAAAAAGAGGAAGGAAUAUGGUUUGGUGUGACGCUCCUCCCGUUUAGUAGCGGAUCUCUGCAAACACGGACGGGAGACUGUCAAGGGGGGGGCUCGGUCCGGAUAAAAUCCGCCUGUAACACCUGAGACUAUCGCCCACAGUCCUGCAAGAGAAACAGCAGCACACCGGGGCACAUAAAUGGUGGAGGCCGUGGUGGAGUUCGAUUAUGAGGCUCAGCAGGACGACGAGUUGACCCUGACGGUGGGUGACAUCAUCAGGAACAUUCGACGGGAUGACGGAGGCUGGUGGGAGGGCGAGCUGGGCGGACGCAGGGGUCUCUUCCCCGAUAACUUUGUCAGGGAGAUAAAGAAGGACGGGAAGAGAGAUGGAGGACAGUCUGGGAUGAUUAGGUCGGAGCUCUCCAACGGCAGGGCCAGCCCCGUGUCGGAUACUAACGUGCGACCUGGAAAGAAAGGAGAGCAAAUCCGCAAGCGAAGAUGUAAGGCCUCCUUCAGCUAUGCACCGCAGCAUGAAGACGAACUGGAGUUGAAAGUAGGAGAUGUCAUUGAAAUCAUUGCAGAGGUUGAGGAGGGAUGGUGGGAAGGACUUCUUAAUGGGAAGAUUGGUAUGUUUCCCUCCAAUUUUACCAAAGAGAUCCUGGCUGAUUCGGACGCUCCCUGCCUGGAAACUCCUAACUCAUCGGAGGAGACUCGCCAAAACCGCACUAGCAAAGACAGCCCUGGCAGUGAAAGUGAUGGAGGAGACAGUCGGUCAGAAUCAGGGUCAGAAGUCCAACCUAAGAAGGUCCAGGGGAUUGGGUUCGGUAACAUCUUUAAAGACCAGCCCAUCAAGCUCAGACCACGCUCCAUUGAUCUAGAUUCAGAGAAGGUCAACGAAGGGAAAGGCGUGAACGUAGCAGCUGAAAGCAUGAAGACAGAACCUGACAGCAAAGCUAAAGUGAGGGAGCAAUGUAAGGUCCUUUUCCCAUAUGAAGCACAAAAUGAAGAUGAGCUGACGUUGAAAGAGGGGGAUAUUAUCAAUAUUAUCACAAAGGAAUGUGCCGAUGCAGGCUGGUGGAUGGGGGAGAUCGGCGGAAGGCAAGGCGUUUUCCCAGAUAACUUUGUCAAACUGCUUGAAGUUGAGAAAGAGAGACCUAAGAAACCACCGCCACCCAGUGCGCCUUCCUCUAAACACACCACAGAGAAAAAGUCAGAAGGGAAGAAAGCCCCCCCUGAGCGGCCUGAGCAUCCGCCACACAGAGACCAGGAUCGAGGUGAAGAGAUGAAGAUUGGAGAAAUCCCUAAGCCUUCCCUCCCAAUGCACCUUCCCAAGAAGCCCCACCCCCCAAAGUCAAGCUCCUCCUCCUCCUCCCAUCCCCCAAGGCGUCCAGAGAGGCCGCCUACAUUAGCGAGUGAAAGCCCAAAGUCUGAGGGCGGUGCUUCAACACCAGAUUCUGCCCCUGACAGGUCACAAGGCACCGAUUUUGACCUGGAUGCGGUCGUUUCUUCAACAGAGAAGCUGAGCCACCCGACGGCAUCGCGACCUAGAGUCACAGACCGCCGGCCUCGUUCCCAGGUCAUAACACCUUCCUCUCUGUCCAAUACAGAGCUGGAUUCUCCUACGGUGGAGGAAAGGAAGGACAGGAGAAAAGAGGACCAGGAGCCCGUCUCCAUCAAGAAAGGAGUCCCUAUCAUUCCGGUAGGGGAUGUUAAAGCCCCGCUGCAUAAACCCUCUAUGCUGCCCCCUCCUAACUCCGGCCAUCGCUCCAUCUCCCCGUCCUCCUCCUCGGGUCUCACCCCUUCUCCGGAGCUGCGGCACUCGCCGCUGACGCCGUCGCCGACGCUGGAGGAACUCAGGAGCCAACUGAGAGACUUGAGAGCCUCCAUAGAGAUGCUGAAGAUCCACCACAGGCAGGAGAUGAAGCAACUGGCCACUGCGCUGGAUGAGGAGAAGAGGAUGCGCAUUAGUUUACAGGUGGAAGUAGAGCACUUAAAGAGGAGCCUGUCCAAAUGAGGACUGAAGUAUCCGUAUCAGCCUGCUCCCAUCACGUCUGCGGCCAUAUUAAAUAACAAAAACGAAA